This is a messenger RNA of Stegostoma tigrinum, 1094 nucleotides long. RefSeq lists its product as uncharacterized. The coding region runs from base 199 to 780 and encodes 193 amino acids. The record is from RefSeq and is a predicted model, not a curated record. NCBI's taxonomy places the organism in Eukaryota, Metazoa, Chordata, Chondrichthyes, Orectolobiformes, Stegostomatidae. The transcript is spliced from 9 exons.
GAGGAGCUGGAGGUCUGCCAGUCCUGUGGUGUUAUUGCAAAGAAACUGCAAAACAGGAGGCAAGGAGGAAGAGAAAAUGGACAAAGAAAAGUGAGAUGUGCUCAUUAGACUGCUUGAUGUCACAAAGCUAUCGAUGUCAGAUUGACACAGGGAAGGAAACAGAAAUUUGACCCAGCUCAGAAGACUUAGCAAGAGGAUAUGUUCAUCUACAUCAAGUAUGGAGAUGGCCAGCAUCUUCUUGUUAACCCUAACUGUACACUCAUAAUUUUCCGGAAUUACUUGGAAGGAAAACUGAACAUCCAACAGCCAGACACAGUAGACUUGUAUGAUGACCAGAUGAACAUGAAAUUGCUGUUCCGAAUGAAAGAUCCAAAUGAAAAUCUUGAAAACCUAUUUGAGCCAAGGGGGACCUAUUUUGCGUGCAAAAUCGAACGAAACCAGCUAGACAAUUCCUUUAAAUCAAUUGUUCCACUCGACAGCAGUGCAAAUGCAGAAUUAAUAGACCUGCUUUGUAAAGGCAUAUUCCGGAAGAGGAUGGAUGAUGUUUUCUCCCCACGGCAGACACCUCAAGGACAACAGACUCUUAAGACUCAGUGUGUCACUUUGGACCAUCCAAAACAGAAAAGGCUCACCACCAGACGGGCAUCUUUGACACCUAUGAAGAAGGGAAAAGCAACUCCAAAGACUACAUUUGAAGAAGCUGCUGGAACAGCCCAGAGUGCCGCUUCAGGGAAGUCCAAAUUGGAACCAGGAAAGAAGUCUGGCAAAGGAGUGCGGUGAUGCAGACUUAAUCAUCUUUUCAUCUGGAGAUGCCAGUUUGCCUGAAAACCAAGAGUAAAUGGUGUCAUGUGAGUUUGUCUGGUACUGUUUUUCUCUUUCUUUCCUUUCUUUUCCUAGGAUCAGAAAGUCUCAGCCAGACUAAGUAACUAGGGACAGGCAAUAAAUGCUGAGACAGUCAGUAAUGCCCACAUCACACAAGUGAAAAAAGGAGACUCAUUCCCAAUAGCAAAAGCAACCGCUGUUCCUUGGCCACUGCUAGGGCAGUUCCUGAACUUGACGAGUUAUGCACUACAUUACAAUUCUUUUAAUUGUCC